AUGGCCGAUGCUUCCUUCUCGCCGGAGAAGCUCGGCCGGAGCAUCGAGGAGUUCAAGAGUUGUGGAGGCACAUCUGUGCGAGCAUCGGCUCCAGCACAAGUGCUCCUGAAGCGUGCGAUCUUCCAGAUGAAUCUGUGGAGCUGGCGCGACAAGCUGAGGGAGGAGCGCAAGGAGCUGAAACGGGCGACCGAGCAGAUGCUGCACAUGGAGAGAGUGGACCAAGAACAUACCAAGCAGUUUCCAGGCAAGUCACAAGACGAGAGCGGUAUGAAUGUGUGGAACUUUGAAGAUGAUGGGGAUGACUUUUGA
Messenger RNA from Symbiodinium necroappetens, 309 nucleotides. Lineage: Eukaryota; Dinophyceae; Suessiales; Symbiodiniaceae. The record is from the annotation of a GenBank genome assembly.